ACCCUCUGUGUCAGUCCUGAGGGCACCCUGGUCUCCUCCAUCUGAGUGCACAGCCAUGACCCCCACCCUUGCAGUCCUGCUCUGCCUAGGGCUGAAUCUGAACCCCAGGACUUUCGGGCAGGCAGGAACCCUCCCCAAACCCAUCAUCUGGGCUGAACCAGACUCUGUGAUAACCCGGAGAAGCCCUGUGACCAUCUGGUGUCAGGGAACACUGGAUGCCCUGGAAUACCGACUGAAUACACAGGGAAGCUUCUGGGACAGUCAGAAACCACUGGAGCCUGGGAACAAGGCCAAGUUCAACAUCCAAUAUAUGACAGAGCACUAUGCAAUGGGAUAUUACUGUUACUAUUACAGCCCUGCUGGAUGGUCAGACCCUAGUGACAAGCUGGAGCUGGUAGUGACAGGACUCUACAGCAAACCUACUCUCUCAGCCCUGCCGAGCCCUGUGGUGACCUCAGGGGGGAACGUGACCCUCCAGUGUGGGUCACAGGUGGUAUUCGGCGGCUUUACUUUAAUCAACGAAGGAGAACCAAAGUUCUCCUGGACCCUGGACUCACAGCUUCCCUCCAAUGGGCAGUCCCAGGCCCUGUUCCCUGUGGGUCCUGUGACCCCUGGGCACAGGUGGAUAUUCAGAUGCUAUGGAUAUUACAGGAACAACCCCCAGGUGGGGUCGGAACUCAGUGACCCCCUGGAGCUCGUGGUCUCAGGAUCCUCUGCACAGCCUAGCUCCUCACCCACAGAGCCAACCUCAACAGCUAUCAUUCACACCCAAGGUCUGGGCAGCUUCCUGGAGGUUCUGAUUGGGGUGUCAGUGGCCUUCAUCCUGCUGCUCUUCCUUGCCCUCUUUCUCCUCCGACACUGGCAUCAGGGCAAACACAAAUUGUUGGCCCAGAGAGAGGCUGAUUGUCCAUGUCCUGUGAGUACUGUGGAACCAGAGUCCAAGGGUAGAGACCUGCAGCAGAGGUCCAGUCCAUCUGCUGACCUCCAGGAAGAAAAUCUCUCAGAUGCUGCUGUGAAGGACACUCAGCCUGGGGACAGGGUGGAGUUGGACAGUCAGGCUGCUGCAUGUGAUGACCUCCAGGAUGUGACCUAUGCCCAGGUGCGCAGGUUGACCCUCAGACAGGAGACACCUGAACCUCCUUUGUCCCAAGAAGGAGACGCUCCUGCGAAGCCCACUGUGUACGCUGCUCUGGCCAUCCACUAGCCCAGGAGGGAUCCAGACCCCACACUGCAUGGAGGAAGACUCAGGGACUGGGAAGGCCCAGGACUGUCCCAGUGGACAGAAACUAGUGAGCCCCAGCCUGGACCUCUAACAAAGACCACCAGGAGGUUGAGGGAUGUUUUGGUAGUCGGCUGAUUCUGCAUCAAAGAUAAAUAAUAUCCACAUGUAUAUUUUGCAAAUAAAAACUUCUCCAUAAUCAAUGCAUUAAAUGAGAAAUCAAAAUAGAUGUAAAUGUUUUAACUGAUAAUAUAAAUACUGCACGUUAAAAUAGGAAAUUGGAAAGCUGAGAGCCAUGAGUGAAUAAAUUACAGAAGAAAAAAAUCUAAAAAAUUAAUGACCUUGAAUAGCAUAUCAAGAAUUUAGAAAAAGGCUGGGCACGGUAGGCUCAUGCCUAUAAUCCUCCUCUGGGAGGCUGAGAUGGAUGGAUUACCCUGAGCUCACAGGUUUGAGACCAGCCUGAGCAAGAGUGAGAUCCCAUCUCUAAAAAUAGCCAGGCAUUGUGGCAGGUGCCUGUUGUCCCAGCUACUUGGGAGGCUGAGGCAAAAGAAUCACUUGAGCCCAAGAGUUGGAGGUUGCUGUAAGCUAUGAUGCCACAGCACUCUACAGAGGGUGACAAAGUGAGACUCUGUCUGAAAAAAAAAAGAAGAAUUUAGAAAAAGAAUAACAAAUUACUCCAAAAGAAGAUAUAAAGAACUACUAAUGAGGACAAAUUAAAAAUUGAGGAUCCAGUCUGUAGCUGAUGUCAGUAAUCCCAGCUAUUCAAAAGGCUGACACAGGAGGAUCCUUGAGCCUGGUAGUUUGAGACCAGCCUGUGAUAUAUGCUAAGGACUCAAAUCAAUAUAAAAACAAUUUUAAUGAAAAACAAUAAAGUUAAAGAAGUUUAUUCUUUUAAACAUUAGUCACAUUGAUAAAUCCUAGCCAUAGUGAGCAAGAAAAAGAGAGCAGACACCCAUUUCUAUAUGGAAA
Nycticebus coucang (slow loris) is the source of this 2188-nucleotide messenger RNA. RefSeq names its product leukocyte immunoglobulin-like receptor subfamily A member 5. Gene Ontology annotation, molecular function: inhibitory MHC class I receptor activity. Gene Ontology annotation, biological process: cytokine-mediated signaling pathway. Lineage: Eukaryota; Metazoa; Chordata; Mammalia; Primates; Lorisidae. The transcript has 10 exons. The record is from RefSeq and is a predicted model, not a curated record. The coding region runs from base 56 to 1204 and encodes 382 amino acids.